Messenger RNA from Entrophospora sp. SA101, 1056 nucleotides. NCBI's taxonomy places the organism in Eukaryota, Fungi, Glomeromycota, Glomeromycetes, Entrophosporales, Entrophosporaceae. The record is from the annotation of a GenBank genome assembly.
AUGAAAAUUCAAAGAGCACACAAAAAUAAGAAUGGUCAAACUUUAUUUUUUUCAUGUGUGACAUUAUCAUCCAAUGACCAUUUUCAAGAUGUUCGUCAUAUUGAAUUAGAAGUUAAUGAUUCGGAAUUAAAGUAUCAACCAGGUGAUGUUGUAAUUAUUCAUCCAAAGAAUUCGGUUAAAGAAGUGGAUGAAUUCAUUAAAAUGAUGGAUUGGUCUGAUAUUGCAGAUGAUCCUUUUAUUCUGAUUCCUAAUGAUGAAGAUAAAAUAAUACCUUCACAUUGGGGCACAUCUCUGACAUUAAGAAAAAUGUUUGAGGAAUAUUUAGACAUAUUUAGUACACCGCGUAGAUCAUUCUUUGAUUUCCUAUCAUUUUUUACUACAGAUGCGGAUCACACUGAAAAAUUAAAAGAGUUUUGUAGUGCUGAAGGACAGGAUGAUUUGUAUGCAUAUAGUCAACGUGUUCGCAGGACAAUAGUAGAAGUGCUUUAUGAUUUUUCAUCAGCAAAAAUACCAAUUGAUUAUAUACCUGAUAUAUUUCCAGAAUUACUACCUAGACAAUUUUCCAUCUCAUCAUCAUUAAAAUUUCACCCAAAGAAAAUUCAUUUAACAGUUGCCAUUGUCAAUUAUAAAACUAGAUUGCAGAAACCACGUCAAGGUGUCUGUACUAAAUGGCUAUCCACUUUGGAAUUGGAAACGCUGAUUCCAAUUAGAAUUACACGUGGUACCAUGCGGUUGCCUACUUCGAUAUCAACACCAAUAAUCUUGAUAGGACCAGGUACUGGAAUAGCAGUCAUGCGAACAUUUUUGCAAGAACGAAUAUCCGAAGGAGCAACAGAGAAUUAUUUAAUUUUUGGUUGUAGAAAUCGCGAAAAAGAUUAUUAUUAUAAAGAGGAAUGGAAACAAUAUGUUGAUAAUAAUCAAUUGAAAAAAAUAUUUGUAGCAUUCUCUAGAGAUCAGGAUAAAAAAGUAUAUGUCCAAGAUAUUAUCAGAGAGAAUUCCCAAUUAUUUUGGGAGAUUGUGUAUGAACGUGAAGGAUAUAUUUAUCUGUCCGGGUAA